Fonsecaea nubica is the source of this 1440-nucleotide messenger RNA. Its product is annotated as eukaryotic translation initiation factor 3 subunit L. Bases 1 to 1440 code for a protein of 479 amino acids. Gene Ontology annotation, biological process: translational initiation. The record is from RefSeq and is a predicted model, not a curated record. Gene Ontology annotation, molecular function: translation initiation factor activity. Gene Ontology annotation, cellular component: cytoplasm; eukaryotic translation initiation factor 3 complex. Lineage: Eukaryota; Fungi; Ascomycota; Eurotiomycetes; Chaetothyriales; Herpotrichiellaceae. The transcript is spliced from 2 exons.
AUGUCCUACGCGAACGGUACCGCAUUCCCAGACGAGGAUGUCGAGGAGGAAACCCUCGUGGCAGACUAUCAAGAGCAAGUGAACAACUAUGAUGAGGGCGCAGACUUGGAACGCGGAGACUCGAUCAUCAGUGGCGGACCAGCAGAUUUGCGAGCGCAACUUGAAGCCGCCGCGGCUCCUCUGGAGUUCCAAGCGAGCUUGGAGACCAAAUUUCAAAGCUAUGACAACUACUGCUCACUUUUCCACUACAUCCUCAACUCCGAUGGCCCUGUAGAAAUUGAGACGCCUUCCUACUACUGGGCUUGGGAUGUGAUCGAUGAAUUCAUCUACCAAUUCGAAUCAUUCUGUCGCUAUCGUAACCGGGUCGCCCGCACUGCACCUACGGAAGAAGAGGCGCAAAUUCUGCGAGACAAUCCAAACACAUGGGGCUGCUACAGCGUUCUUAACGUCCUGUACUCAUUGAUCCAGCGUUCGCAGAUCAACGAACAGCUUGCUGCCACGAAGAGAGGGGAAGAUCCCAUGGCAGUGGCGGGCGAGUACGGCUCACGUCCUCUUUACCGUAUGCUCGGAUACUUCUCCAUCAUCGGUCUUUUGCGAGUGCACUGUCUCCUUGGAGACUUUAGUCUUGCCCUUAAGACCCUGGACGACAUCGAAAUGAACAAGAAAGCCAUGUUUGCCCGCGUCAUGGCUGCGCAUUUGAACACAUACUAUUAUGUCGGCUUCUCUUACAUGAUGCUUCGUCGUUAUGCGGACGCCGUGCGCAUGUUCAGCCACAUCCUGGUGUACGUAUCUCGCACCAAGAAUUUCCAAAAGGGACCCAAUCAAGGGCAGUUCGAUGCCAUCGCAAAGAAGACCGAGCAAAUGUAUGCUCUCAUCGCCAUCUGUGUGUCCUUUGCGCCCACUCGCUUGGACGACUCCAUCCACACGGCCCUCCGCGAAAAAUACGGCGAGAAGUUUGCAAAACUGCAACGCGGGGGCACAGACAGCUUGCCAAUCUUCAAAGAAUUGUUCCAAUCCGCAUGCCCAAAAUUCAUCACCCCUACACCACCGGACUUUGAUAACCCUUCGUUGAACAUCGACCCUGUUGAUCACCACACCGAGAUCUUCAUGGACGAAGUCCGCAACACUCUCUUCAACCCCCUGAUCAAAUCGUAUCUGAAACUCUACACAACAAUGAGCAUUCAGAAGCUCGCCGGCUUUUUGGAAGUCGAGCCCGAAAAGCUUCGCAGUUGGCUACUCGUGAACAAGCAGCGAAGUUGUCGGCAAAUACGCUGGACCGAGGGUGGUUUAUUGGAAGGCGAGAUUGUUGGUGUGUUGGGCAACGGAAGCUCAGAGGGGCUCGAUUACGCUAUCGAGGGUGACUUGAUUCAUAUCAGUGAGGCGAAGCAGGGCCGACGCCUGGUGGACUGGUAUCUGAGGAAUCUGGCAAGAUCCUACUAA